Messenger RNA from Dromiciops gliroides (monito del monte), 971 nucleotides. Its product is annotated as eukaryotic translation initiation factor 4E type 2-like. The record is from RefSeq and is a predicted model, not a curated record. Gene Ontology annotation, biological process: translational initiation. Gene Ontology annotation, cellular component: eukaryotic translation initiation factor 4F complex; cytoplasm. NCBI's taxonomy places the organism in Eukaryota, Metazoa, Chordata, Mammalia, Microbiotheria, Microbiotheriidae. Bases 47 to 670 code for a protein of 207 amino acids. Gene Ontology annotation, molecular function: RNA 7-methylguanosine cap binding; translation initiation factor activity. The transcript is spliced from 2 exons.
GGUGGCGGUGGCGAGAGGAUGAACAACAAGUUCGACGCCUUGAAAGAUGAUGACAGUGGGGACCAUGACCAGAAUGAAGAAAACAGCGCACAGAAAGACGGCUGUUGUCCCAGGGCCUGCAGAACACCCACUACAGUACAACUACACCUUCUGGUACUCCCGGAGGAUGCCAGGCCGGCCGACCAGCUCACAGAGCUACGAGCAGAACAUUAAGCAGAUCGGCACAUUCGCCUCUGUGGAGCAGUUCUGGAGGUUUUAUAGCCACAUGGUACGUCCUGGGGACCUGACAGGCCAUAGUGACUUCCAUCUCUUCAAAGAGGGAAUCAAACCCAUGUGGGAGGAUGAUGCAAAUAAAAAUGGUGGCAAAUGGAUUAUUCAACUCCGCAAGGGCUUAGCAUCCCGGUGCUGGGAGAAUCUUAUACUUGCCAUGUUGGGGGAACAGUUCAUGGUGGGCGAGGAGAUCUGUGGGGCUGUUGUCUCUGUCCGUUUCCAGGAGGACAUUAUUUCAAUAUGGAACAAGACUGCCAGUGACCAGGCCACCACAGCCCGUAUCUGGGACACGCUCCGUCGAGUGCUUAACCUACCUCCCAACACCAUAAUGGAAUACAAAACACACACCGACAGCAUCAAGGACAAUUCAAGUUUUCGAAAUACAAAAAUCACAUUGUGAAAGUACCCAAGCUGGCAAUAAUCCUUUUCUGUAUGUGUGUGUCUGUCUGUCUGAAACGGAUGGGAGGCCUCCAGCAGCUCCCUCCGUCUGCUCACUGAAGGGACAUCCCCGAUCCAUGGGCUCCCCUUUUGCACUCAUCCCUGGAGGAAGGAUUCCACUAGACGCCCUGCGGCAUCGCUGACUUUAUAAAGCAGAAAGACAGAAAAGAUGACUUUGUAAUAGACAGACUUUUUUAAAAAAUGGGGUUCUGGGGAGAGUCGAACCUUUCAUUUGCUGUGUGUGCCGUUGUCCACAUGCCUUC